AUGGCUCUGGCGGAGGCGUCCAAACCGCGCGACGACUCGCACUUCCCGGACAUCGUGGAGCUGAACGUCGGGGGCCAAGUGUACGUCACCCGGCUGCAAACUCUGGUGGCGGUGCCGGACUCGCUCCUGUGGCACAUGUUCAGCCGCCGGACCCCCAAAGAGCUGGCCAGGGACACCAAAGGCCGCUUCUUCCUGGACCGAGACGGCUUCUUGUUCCGCUACGUCCUCGACUACCUCCGCGACCUGACCCUGGUCUUGCCGGACUACUUCCCGGAGAGGAGCCGACUGCGGAGGGAGGCGGACUUCUUCCAGCUUCGCGAGCUGGCCAAGCGCCUCAGUCCGCAGGUGAGCAAGGACAACUCCAUCAGCGAGGAGAUCAGCCAAAGCGACACGGAGGACGGCUCGCUCCAAGGCGCGGAGGCGGCGUUAUUACGCGCCGGCUCGGCCGCGCGCUCCCCGUCUUCCGACUCUAGGAAGUCGGGCUACAUCACCGUAGGCUACCGGGGCUCGUACACCAUCGGGCGGGACAUCCAGACCGACGCCAAAUUCCGCAGGGUGGCGCGCAUCACCGUCUGCGGGAAGACCUCGCUGGCCAAGGAGGUCUUCGGAGACACGCUGAACGAGAGCCGAGACCCGGACCGUCCACCGGAGCGGUACACGUCGCGUUACUACCUCAAGUAUAAUUUCCUGGAGCAGGCCUUUGACAAGCUCACCGAGGUGGGCUUCCACAUGGUGGCCUGCAGCUCCACGGGCACGUGCGCCUACACCAGUAACGACCCCGGAGAGGACAAAAUAUGGACAAGUUAUACCGAAUAUGUCUUCUGUCGAGAACAGUAG
Nerophis lumbriciformis (worm pipefish) is the source of this 837-nucleotide messenger RNA. The record is from RefSeq and is a predicted model, not a curated record. NCBI's taxonomy places the organism in Eukaryota, Metazoa, Chordata, Actinopteri, Syngnathiformes, Syngnathidae.